CUACCUUUCCCCCUCUUUUUCCUUUGUGUACGGUAUACGGUACAUGGUGCACGUCAUUUGAUGUUUGUGCAUUUUUGAGCAAACUUCUUUCGCAGUAUAAGUAAAGUAUUAAGCAAUAUUGUGUAGAAAUUCGCUUGAAAUGGAAUCAAGCAAGUCAGAAUCGACGCCGAAACAAGCUAUGGUGUACGUUUGCGGAGAAUGUCAUCAUGAUAAUGAAAUACGACCAAGGGAUCCAAUUAGAUGCAGAGAAUGUGGAUACAGAAUUAUGUACAAAAAACGAACUAAAAGACUCGUUGUAUUUGACGCACGAUAAAUGUGACUGACACAGGGGCAAUAUUAUGAAUUUCAUAAAUAUGUAAAUAAGUAUUGAUUUCUAUGUAAGAUAAAGUAAGUUUUAAUAAAAUAAUACACACAGAA
Molecule: messenger RNA, 417 nt
Organism: Frieseomelitta varia
Lineage: Eukaryota; Metazoa; Arthropoda; Insecta; Hymenoptera; Apidae
Gene: Rpb12
Product: DNA-directed RNA polymerases I, II, and III subunit RPABC4
Exons: 3
Coding region: 140-313 (57 amino acids)
Biological process (GO): DNA-templated transcription
Cellular component (GO): RNA polymerase I complex; RNA polymerase II, core complex; RNA polymerase III complex
Molecular function (GO): zinc ion binding; DNA binding; DNA-directed RNA polymerase activity
Source: RefSeq, a predicted model, not a curated record